Messenger RNA from Aplosporella prunicola CBS 121167, 2433 nucleotides. RefSeq lists its product as uncharacterized. The transcript has 4 exons. Bases 1 to 2433 code for a protein of 810 amino acids. The record is from RefSeq and is a predicted model, not a curated record. NCBI's taxonomy places the organism in Eukaryota, Fungi, Ascomycota, Dothideomycetes, Botryosphaeriales, Aplosporellaceae. Gene Ontology annotation, biological process: positive regulation of transcription by RNA polymerase II; DNA-templated transcription. Gene Ontology annotation, molecular function: DNA-binding transcription factor activity, RNA polymerase II-specific; zinc ion binding; sequence-specific DNA binding.
AUGGACGCCAAGCCCGCGUCACAGUCGUCGUCACAGUCGUCGCCGCGCAUCGCUCACACCCUAACCGCGUGCGUGCGCUGUCGCACGCGGAAGACAAGGUGCGAUCCCGGCCUGCCCCGGUGCGGCCCUUGCGAGCGAAACAACGCCCAUUGCGAGUACUUCGACCCCGCCAAGAACGCAAAGAUACCGCGCAACUAUGUCGUCCACCUGCAACACAAGGUCCGCGACCUGGAGCGUCACCUUGACGAGCUCGAAAAGGGCGACUACGACCCUGAUCCCGAAGACGCCGUCCGCGGCCCCGCCGCCGUGCGCAUCCACGAGAGCGAUGAAACCAAGUUCCUCGGGCCCUCCAGCGGCAUCGGCAUCACCAAGCUCGUCAUGCAGCUGGCCAAGCAGUUCACAGACUCCAAGAGCAUAACCGACAUCGUGCCCGACUCCCGCGCCCGCAUGAUCAAAGAGAGCUUUGCCCAGGAAGAGGCCAAACCCACGUCCAAGGUCUAUCCGCUGAUCAGCGAUGUGGCAGCCGAGGAACUGCCCAACAGAGACCUCACCAACCUUCUGGUCCAGUUGUUCUACCUUAAAGUCCAGCCAAUGUAUCCCGUCUUCCAUGAACCUUCGUUCCUGCAGGAUGUGGAUGCUGUAUACAAUGGCUCAACAAACGCCUACCAAAACUUCACUGUUCGAAUGGUCAUCGCCAUCAGCCUACAGAAAAUGGACACUCAGUACGCCGGCUUGGCGGACGCGUACUACCUGGCUGCUCUCCGCUACAUGGAGUCUGCCGUCAAACCCAUGGACUUGGGAACAAUUCAAUGUUUUUGCCUCAUCGCUGGCUAUUCGCUCACCACGCCCACCCGGACCGCAGUGUACUACAUUGUUGGCUUGGCUGUCAGGCUUGCAGAGGCUCUUGGCUUUAACGAAGAAAAGACCAUCACUCUAGGCAAAGGCGGGAAACCAGCGGAUCCACUUGAGGUUGAUAUGAGGAGACGGGUGUUUUGGAGCACCCUUACCAUGGAUCUCGGCUUGUCCCAUAGCCUUGGGCGGCCAGCUAUACUUGCAACUAGGCACGAGCACCUGGACGUUCAAUUCUUCUCUACGGUCGAAGACCAGUUCAUCACACGCAGCGGCAUUCUCCCUGCCCAGCCUUGCUUGAAGAAGUGGAUAGCCAUUCAUUUUUUCCGCAUGCGGCUACUUCAGCUCGAAAUCAGGAGAAAGCUGUAUCAGAAAAAAAGACCGGAGCCAAAAGAUGACCAACACCCGUGGUUUCAACAAAUGGAAGCAAAGCUAAUUGCAUGGAGAGAUACGAGCCCUGAAGUUGAUGGUGGCUCUGGAUUAAACAAAGUCUGGUUCACGGGGAGAUACAACACGAUGAUUGUGUUCCUGUUUCGGCCUUCGCCGCAAGUUCCUAGGCCUUCGGUCAGGGCGGCGAUUCAUUGUUACGAUGCUUGCGAAUAUAACAUCUACAUGCAGCGCAACCAGAUCGAGACAAGAAGUGUCGAGUUGACCUGGAUUUUCACUCAGUCAAUUUUCAUGGCCAUAAACACCAUGCUGUGGUCUCUUUCUUACGCCGAAGUACGUCGAAUGCACUCCCGAGAGGACGUUGAACGUCAUUUGCAGGUUGCCUUGGAGGCCAUCGAGCUUGCUUCAGAAAGGUGGCCAGGAGUAGCUUCGGCACGGGCACUUUACCAGAACCUCAUUGAGGCGUGCUUGAAAAUCUACGAAAAGAAGGGAGACGUACCGAUAGCCGCGAGCUCUCCGUCUGAUAGCGCCUCUGCUGCGUCGCCCAGUGUAAGGGAUGAUGUCAGCGUUCGGUCCCGGACAAUGAGUCCGGCGACUGCAUCGAGCGUCUCACUAUCGACCCCGCCAGAUCGACCGGAACCUCCUUUUGGCUAUAUCAACAAAAUCGAUUUUCAUGGCACCAACGGACAAGCACCAACAAGCCUUCCGCAAGUCCCGCAACAGCAUCCGCUGCGAGUGCCUGUACCGCAACCUGGGCUUCCGACGUCAUUACCAAUGAACAUUGAAAUGACAUCAAACGGCCAAUUGCCAAACGCUACAAGCUCCGGAUACGACCAACAUACUCCUUAUAAUGCCAUACCUACAUCAUUUCCUGAGCUGCCCGCAUGGAAUCCUACAUUUCCAACGACCCAAGGCCAGCCCGAAUCCUUUGGGAUGUUGAGUGCUCCACCUCAAUACCAAAACGCCAGCUUAGGGGAUUUUUCCGGAGCUCCACUUGCAACAGCAGUCGAUGCCUUGUAUGCAGACUACUUUGAUCCGAACCAACCUUCAUGGUCAACCGAUCGACCGGGAGUAGGGUUGAACCAAGCACAACAGUUCGAGCUUUUGCAAGACCUCGAGGCUCAUGGGACGGGCCAGAUUGAAAGCAUGAUAGAGGAGAGCAAUGCUCUUUUUGCGCCAUCUACAAGGACGUUUUGA